AUGGUUCGAAAGUUGAAAGCAAAGGAGAGGAAGAGAAAAAUGGAUGCAGUCUAUGAGUACAACUUGAAGAAAAAAACUAAGGAACAGAUGGAAGCAUCCAAUGACAUUAUCACCAUUGUUGAUUCAUCAGACAAGACAAGAGCAAGGCAAGAGAAAGAAAAGUGUGAAAAGGAGAUGAAAAGGUUGUUAAAAGUGUUGGGCGACGCCUUCAGCUCCUUUGGUGUUUCAAGAGGCAACACCUCUGGUUGGACCCAACCAUUGGGUGACAUUUAUGGGUCGAAUGGGCAUGGAGGGCCGAAGAAGCUGAGGAGCAGCCGAGGUGGAGCUAGAGUGACCCAAUCCAUGGGCGACGUCAAUAGAGAGAUUGGCUCCACUAGGGGCGGCGCAUGUAUGCUGGGACCAUUAGAUAAUGCUAGGCAUGCGCUGGGCAUGCCAGGCGGACGUUGUAGGUUGGGCACUAUUUGUGACGAUUUGGGCAGCCACAACGAUGAAAUUUCCCAAGGCGCUCAUUCUAACGGAGGCAUGUUGAAGGAAGCUACACGAGACUUGCAGCAAGGCAAGAGGAUUGCUGAAGGUGACAGUUUCUAA
Messenger RNA from Ilex paraguariensis (yerba mate), 588 nucleotides. NCBI's taxonomy places the organism in Eukaryota, Viridiplantae, Streptophyta, Magnoliopsida, Aquifoliales, Aquifoliaceae. The record is from the annotation of a GenBank genome assembly.